AUGGCGGAGCUGUCAACGCUGGCACCACCGACGGAGACCCACGGCGGCCCCCUCGUCUUCGCGCUUCGCGAUGUGCUCAGCCAACUGCCGCUUCCAGCACCUUUCAACACUGCGGCGGUCUCCACCAAGUGGCGAUGCGUCCUCGCGCCGACAGCGGAGGUUGGGGCUGGGGCGUCCCCAGAGGGGCUCCUCCUCUCCGAGGAAGAGCUUAUGCCGUACCUCGAGGCCGGGGUGCCCGUUCGUGCGAGCAAGAUGCGUGCGACGGCGGCCCACACCGCGUGUGGGCCAGAUAGUCUACGCUGGCUGACGGACCCGCGCUGGACUGCGUUCCCCAAGCCGCAGAUUGCUUUACGCCGCGGCUGGGGAGCACCUGGAGUGGACAUACACGUGUCCUCCUUUCACAAGAUGAUCUCCUCCUUCGAAGAGGUGUUCCACCACACCCACGGCGUCGAGGUGCCGCUCACCCAGCAAGAGCUGGAAGCGGUCGGUGCUGCAACUGCCCCGGUGCUAAGUGAUGUCUCGGAAGCGGAGGAGGUGCUGGACCUGCAGCUGUUUCACCGCAGCGAUGGCUGUCCGCCCAUCCCUAUCCUUGGUGAGCACCUUUUAUGGCCGUCCUUUGUCGCCGAUGGGGCCGUUUGCGACCAGGCAACGUGGGUGUCACAACGGGGCAUGGUGCGGCACUGGCACCUGAACGACUGUGGCGAGUUCGCGAUGCAGGCCGCGCUGCCUUUACCAGUGGAUAGCAGGGACGAUAGGGAUGCGAAGGUGAGUCUAUCAGACCCGAAACUACGAUCACCUCCGUCGGCGUCACCUUCGUCAGGGAGUAGCAGCACCAGUGCGAUGCGCAUUCGAUCUCUCUUGUAUCCCGAGAGCUCAGCUGCAGGGGCAGCAGCAGUGUCGUCAGCGGUUCGAGGUGCCCACGUGCCGGCAAUGCUGACCAUCUUCGCACCGAAAGGCGGAUAUGACUGGGUGCUGCAUGAUGACGAGGCGAACAUGUGCGGCAAGGUGGUGUCGCUGGACCUCUUCCAAACUCCAGACGAGGCGCUUCCGUGCGAUGCUGCCCUCCUGCCAGUUCUCACGGUUGCAGUUCUUGAAAGCGGUGGGGCGCCGCUUAUCAUUCCACCAAACCUCACGCAAACCUCGAUCGCGUUGCGAGACUGCGUUGUCGUCGAGCAGCGGCGCAUCUCAAAUCUGUGGCUCGACGACGUCUCAUACUUUCUUCACCGCUGCGCUCGAUGGCAAGCGAGCCCCAUCAUCUACGCCUACCUUCAGCAGAAUCUGCAGGACGACAGCUUUGUUGCAGGGCAGGUAGUACCCUACCUGAUCCGAGUCUUCGAGGAGCACGGGGAGGCGACGCCGUACCAUGCAGCGAUACGCCGGCGCGCCGUGCUUUCGCUGCACGCGCUGGCCCGAAACCAGGAGCACUACGGUCUGUCUGACAGCUCCCGCGCCUCUCUGGAGCGUCUUCUCCACGGCGGUAACCCGGAGAUGCACGCGGUGCUACAGAGCGCUCCGUACUGCGCUUCAUCCGGCGCUGAAGCUCCAGCCACCAUGGAGGAAUGGCUGGCCGUGUACUGGGGAAUGAGCUGGUGCUGGCCAAAGCCAGGGUGCGUCCUCCGCGUUCCCAACACCGUGCACCCGCUCAGCGCGCGGUUGACGCCACUCCAGCAGAAGGCCCAGUACAUCCCAGUCGUGUACCCGCCAAUGACCUGCAGCCCCGUGUACGGCACUGAGAAGGACUCGGUAGAGGCGACGGUGCAGCAGUACUUUGAGAUGAAGGAGCUGGAGUCGAAGCCGAGGGAGCUGAUGGCGUACCUGCGAACGCGCAAGAUGGCCACGGAUGACAUCCUCGAUUACUUCUUUUGA
This is a messenger RNA of Leishmania mexicana MHOM/GT/2001/U1103, 1866 nucleotides long. RefSeq lists its product as hypothetical. The transcript has a single exon. NCBI's taxonomy places the organism in Eukaryota, Euglenozoa, Kinetoplastea, Trypanosomatida, Trypanosomatidae. The record is from RefSeq and is a predicted model, not a curated record. Bases 1 to 1866 code for a protein of 621 amino acids.